AUUAGCUUUUAGGAAUCUGAAGAAAUAUGUCUUGUCCUGUCGCCUCAACACCACUGAAAAAGCUUAAAGUCAGGCUAAAACGAUUGAAACCCCUGAAAAACCCAAAAGUCAAGCUAAGGGAUGUUGCACAAGACUCCCAAGGUUGGAUAGUUGAAGUGGACGGGUGUGGCACCUUUGUCUUCCCGGUAUCCUUCAACACAUUCUUAAAUAGCCUGGACGAAAAAAAAGUAUUGUUACACCUUCUGGAAGACAAGGAGUUCAGGCUAUGUGCCCUUGAAAAGUUAUACAACCGCUUCUAUAUGUUCCCAGAGAAGCGAUCUGGUUCAAACUUCUUUGCGGAUGAGCCAGGGACUUCUUUGGCGCAGUUACUUGCGUUUGGCAGGCCUCAAGAUGAAAUGGCGACCAAGACUGUGGAGCAACAUGCUGCGCAAAGUAACAAGAAUUACCAAGACAAUGCGAUGUCCAACAAUGUGACUUCCGAAAUGGCCGAACGGAGGAUGUCUACAUCACCGUACUACGAGAUCAACAAGGAGACUACCGGCGAACAGUUGUCGCAGACAACUAUGAGUUCGUCAGAAGUGGAUGUGGCCAAGACACCGACAUCUACAUCACCAUCCAUCACCUAUGAGGACUUGCUGUACUACGAUAACAACAAGUCGCCAGUACCGGAUCAGUUCAAUUCAGAUCUUUUUGAUGUCAGCAGCCAAAUAGAAAAAAAAGUAGCCGAAUAGACAAGGCCUAAAUCACCAUCGAAAAAAAGUGCCUGCUAUGAAGCUUAAUGUUUUAAUUAAAGUAUAUCUAACUUUUAAAGCUUUGAAGUUAAUAUAGUUAAUAAUAUCUAACUACUACAGGAAAAGCAUAGAUUAAAAAAUAUAGGUUUUGUAGAUAAGAACAUCUAACUAUCACUGUAACAAAUCUGUGCGCAUGAUGAGAUUGAUUUUGUUUUUAUUUUUAAGAUUGCUCAAUACUCAAACUUGCGGUAAAUUCAAAUAUGGCCACCGCUACAGCUGUUUUUGCACAGCUCAAUCGAUAGUAUCGAAUAAACAUCGAUUUUUGUUCCAGA
Drosophila gunungcola (fruit fly) is the source of this 1063-nucleotide messenger RNA. RefSeq names its product protein telomere ends associated-like. The transcript is spliced from 3 exons. The record is from RefSeq and is a predicted model, not a curated record. Bases 27 to 731 code for a protein of 234 amino acids. Lineage: Eukaryota; Metazoa; Arthropoda; Insecta; Diptera; Drosophilidae.